Lactuca sativa (garden lettuce) is the source of this 2176-nucleotide messenger RNA. RefSeq names its product OBERON-like protein. Gene Ontology annotation, biological process: regulation of gene expression; maintenance of shoot apical meristem identity; maintenance of root meristem identity. NCBI's taxonomy places the organism in Eukaryota, Viridiplantae, Streptophyta, Magnoliopsida, Asterales, Asteraceae. The record is from RefSeq and is a predicted model, not a curated record. Gene Ontology annotation, cellular component: nucleus.
UUUCUUGUUGGAAAAUAUCACCCAAAAGUUCAAUCAAGGUUUUGUUAAGGUCCAGUUCUAAAAUCGCAACUGAAGAGAUCUCAAAACUCUCCCCUUCACAUGAUUUGACUCUAAUUUGAUAUUCUCUCCUGAGAUCGACGAGUAUUUGUUUUCUGAAUCAAUCCACACACUACAUUUCAUGGGCACUUCUUCUGGAUCUCAUUUCAACAAUCAACCUUCACCAACAAUGCUACCUCCACGUCAGCAAGUAAGAUCCACACCUCUUCACACCUCUUUAUCACUCAUUCCACUUCCACCAGAUGCUUCCGGAUCACCAAAUCUUCAAGAACGCGGCUCAAAUUCCGAUCAAAUCCGCGAAUCACCAACCGAAAGUGCAAGCUCCCGUGACACCUGGCCUGACCCUUUAAUCCUAUCCAAAAAGGAAAAUGACAAUAAUACCCCUGAACACUCUGUCAUCCACCAUAUCUCAGGGUCAGAUAAAAUGUCCAUUAGAGAUGUAUGUAGGGAAAGAGUGGAUCUAAUUGCAGAAAGAAUGCAGAAUCUACCUUACGAGUUCUUAGAGAAGCUAAAGAACGAUCUUCGAGUUCUUAUUGAAGGAUCUGGUGGUCAUCAACACCGAGAAGAAUACAUUUCUCUUCAGAAAACAGUUUUAGGUCGAGGUGAUUUGACCGAAAAGACCCUCACAAUAGCUCACAGAGGCCAACUAGAGAUUCUAGUUGCUGUCAAGACUGGAAUACAAGCAUUUUUACACCCAACUGUAAGUCUCUCACAAGCUUCCCUCAUAGAAAUCUUUUUAUACAAAAGGUGUAGGAACAUCGCGUGUGGGACCCAAAUUCCAGCUGAUGAUUGUUCUUGUGAGAUUUGUACUAAAAGAAACGGGUUUUGUAACCUUUGUAUGUGUGUGAUUUGUACAAAGUUUGAUUUUGAGGUGAAUACAUGUCGAUGGAUUGGGUGUGAUGUUUGUUCUCAUUGGACACACACAGAUUGUGCUAUAAGAAACGGGCAGAUUGGUGUGGGCCCGGGUAGAAAUGGGGCAGGAUCCGGAUCCGGGUCCGGGUCCGGGGAGAUGCUUUUUAGGUGUCGGGCAUGUAUGAGAACAUCUGAGUUAUUCGGGUGGGUGAAAGAUGUGUUUUAUCAGUGUGUUCCUUUGUGGGAUCGUGAUGCUUUGAUUAGAGAGCUUGAAUAUGUUAGAAGAAUAUUUCAUAGAAGUGAAGAAGUUAAAGGGAGGAAAUUGUAUUUCAAAUGUGAAGAGCUUUUGGAAAAAUUGAAAACCGGAUUGGGUGAAGGUGUAGCUUGUAAAUCCAUAUUGUCAUUUUUUCAAGAAAUGGACACGGGGUCCCCACAAGAAACAGAAGAAGGGCGAUUAAUCCCACCACAAGAAGCUUUUAACCGAAUAGCCGAUGUAGUCCAUGAAGCAAUUAAAAAAAUGGAAAUGGUAGAAGAAGAAAAAAUACGUUUAGUUAAAAAAGCGCGAUUAGCCCUAGAAGCAUGUGAUCAAGAACUCAAAGAUAAAUCCCGGGAAAUGACGUCACUUAACAUGGAAAGACAAAAAAAGAAACAUCAAGUAGAUGAGCUUGAAAGCAUUGUGAGACUUAAACAAGCGGAAGCGGACAUGUUUGACUUAAAAGCUAAUGAAGCUAGAAGAGAAGCCGAGAGACUUCAAAGGAUUGCUCUUGCCAAAACGGAAAAGUCGGAGGAUGAUUAUGCAAAUAGGUAUUUGAAACAACGGUUGCAUGAGGCGGAAGCUGAGAAACAAUAUUUAUUUGAGAAAAUAAGGUUGCAAGAGAGUUCAUCGAGGGUGUCACAAGGAGGUGAUCCGAUGUAUAAUAAGAUCCAAGAUUUGCUUAAGAACAUGUAUACCACACCUUCCAAAGGAGACUGACUGUUUGUUUCUUUUCGACUUAAUGGACUUAAUACAGACAGAUAUAAUGGGUUUUUUUUUUUUUUUUUUUUUUUUUUUUUUUUUUUUUUUUUUUGUGUAAGAGUAUGGAUGGAUGAUGUUGAGAUGUAAUGUUUAUGUUUGAGUUGUCGGAGUAUAUUGUUGUGUUGGGUUUUGGUUAUUUCGUUUUAUGUUUGUGUAUAUUUGUGUGCAUGUUAGUAUCUAUCUACUUAUUUUUGUGGAUAAUUUCUUUUAGAACUAUUUCUUAAAUGAAUAAUUUUAAAUCAUUUUCUUUUA